Messenger RNA from Dalotia coriaria, 1448 nucleotides. RefSeq names its product rhodopsin-like. NCBI's taxonomy places the organism in Eukaryota, Metazoa, Arthropoda, Insecta, Coleoptera, Staphylinidae. Bases 109 to 1251 code for a protein of 380 amino acids. The record is from RefSeq and is a predicted model, not a curated record. The transcript is spliced from 5 exons. Gene Ontology annotation, biological process: G protein-coupled receptor signaling pathway; phototransduction; visual perception. Gene Ontology annotation, molecular function: G protein-coupled photoreceptor activity. Gene Ontology annotation, cellular component: plasma membrane.
AAAAACCGCACUUGCAGAUCGCAUUCACAAGCCGCAUCUUUGCGUACUUCUUCACUAGGCGAUUGAUCGUGCACUUCGGAGUGCCUUUCGAGUUCAACAACUGUCAGAAUGUCCGUAAUGGGUUCACCGAGCUUCGCCGCCUGGACGGCAAACCGCGCCAUGUCCGGCAGCUUUGGCGGUAACAUGACAGUGGUGGACAAAGUGUCACCCGAUAUGCUGUACCUGGUCUCGCCUCAUUGGUAUCAGUUCCCGCCGAUGAACCCUCUGUGGCACGCCAUUCUGGGAUUCGUUAUCGGGGUACUGGGCUUCGUCGCGGUCAGCGGCAACGGCAUGGUUGUCUACAUCUUCUGCAGCACGAAGGGUUUGAGAACACCAUCGAAUCUGCUGGUGAUCAAUCUCGCUUUUUCGGACAUGUGCAUGAUGCUGUGUAUGUCACCUGCCAUGGUAAUCAACUGCUACUACGAAACCUGGGUGUUGGGUCCAUUUAUGUGUGAGCUAUACGCCAUGUUGGGAUCACUGUUUGGCUGCGGCUCCAUUUGGACAAUGACUUUCAUCGCAUUCGAUCGUUACAAUGUCAUCGUAAAGGGAUUGAGUGCGAAACCGUUGACGAUUAAAUCUGCGCUCUUUCGGAUUCUUCUCAUCUGGCUCUUUGCAUGCAUCUGGACUCUUGCGCCAAUGUUCGGCUGGAAUAGGUAUGUCCCUGAAGGCAACAUGACUGCCUGUGGUACUGAUUACUUAAACACCGAAUGGUUGAGCAAGAGUUACAUCCUGGUAUACUCGGUAUUCGUCUACUUCCUGCCUCUGUUUGGCAUCAUCUACUCUUACUGGUUUAUUGUGCAGGCUGUUGCUGCUCAUGAGAAAGCAAUGCGUGAACAAGCCAAGAAGAUGAACGUAGCAUCCCUGCGCUCAUCGGAGGCGGCUGCCACCAGCGCCGAAUGCAAAUUGGCCAAGAUUGCACUGAUGACCAUCUCCCUGUGGUUCAUGGCAUGGACGCCAUACUUGGUGACCAACUGGGUGGGCAUCUUCCAGACUGUCAACCUUACACCCCUGCAGACCAUCUGGUGCUCUGUAUUUGCCAAGGCCAAUGCUGUUUACAAUCCAAUUGUCUAUGGCAUCAGUCAUCCAAAAUACAGACAGGCUCUGCAUAAGAAGUUCCCAUCUUUGGCGUGCGCUGGAGCACAAGAUGACACUCAGUCCACUGCUUCUGGUGUCACAAAUGUGACCGCAGGUGAAGAAAAGGUCAGCGCGUAAGAAGCGCUAAUAUAAACGACUAGGAUUCUUAAAGUACUCAUUAAGUUCGUUUUGUUUGGGUUCUACGCGCUUUACUCUGAGUUACAUUUAAUUUACGACGAAAUCUUGUAUAUAAGGGGUGAACACGUGCUUGCCGAGGGGUCGGACACUAUGUAGAUUGAUUUUUUCUUAAAAAUAAAAACAAUCCUAGCAUGCAA